This is a messenger RNA of Maylandia zebra (zebra mbuna), 4007 nucleotides long. Lineage: Eukaryota; Metazoa; Chordata; Actinopteri; Cichliformes; Cichlidae. The record is from RefSeq and is a predicted model, not a curated record.
AGUGUGUGUGCGCGUGUGUCUGUGUGAGUGUGUGUGUAUGUGUGUGUGUGUGCGUUUGUGUGUAGCUUGCAGUCUGUUCUGAGCUGUGAGUCUUUAAAGUCAUGAAGGUUUUCAGUCCUAAGUGGAUUUGUAGCGAUGGCACUCGCUCUCAUCACUUCCUGCAGCAGAAAGCUUCAGACGCCGCUUUAACGCAGACCUGCAGGCUUCGCCCAAUGAAACACUCACAGAAUCACAACUGCUGCACCUGUGCGCUCACCUGUACGCUCACCUGUGCUCUCAGGGUCACAUGUCUCAGACAAGCACAGCUCGCUGCAGCUGUCAUGUUUCAUCGUUUGAUUAGUUUUAUCACGAAAGUAAAAACCAGCGUCUUUAAAGUCAUCAUCAGACAGGAUGUCUGGACAGCGAUGUUCCUGAACCUGCAGAUGUGCUUUAAUGGAAACUUCACAGAUGUCACAGUUAUCGCUAAUGGCCCUCCCCCAGCUUCUGAUUGGUCAGAUCACAGCACAGUGUCCUUAGUUUUGACGAACCGUGUCCGCUGUCAGGUGGGACGCAGCAGGUGUGUUUGCACUCUCACUGCUUCAGCUGCGUCCUGUCCCUCGAAUGCAGGUCAGGAGCUGCCAUCUCUGAUCACGCUGUGAUGUCAUCAGGUCACAUAGUGAGUGUGUGCGUGCCGCCGUGUCCUGCUUUGCUCUUUGUGACGCUGACCUCACGCUCACGGCCCGCCCACUCACGCCGCUGUGCUUCCAGUGAUAUUAACCCUGCCGCUGUGAAUCCCUCCUCACUGCAUUCUAAUUGGUCCACAGGUUUGGCGGACAGGAGCCGGGGCGUUUAUCACAGCAGCACACCAGGAGGAAGCAGCGAAAGCGUGAACGGAGAAGAUGCACAGGGACCAGGUCAGACCCAUAAAAUCCAUCUGAGCUCCACUCCGAGCCAUCCGUCGUCUUCGCUGGGCUUCACCGGCAGCUCCGCCUCCAGGCUGGGCCAGAUCGCCGUGCGCAGGCCCAGAGGCCCGUUACUGGACGAAGACUCGCGCCACAACGCCUCGGACCCGGCGUUCAGAGGUCGCCCGGGGUCGGCCGACUUCAGCCACAACACGUCCAGCUCCAACUCACCUGUGAGCUGCAGAGAUUUCUCAGAACGCCAGGGCCGCUCUGCCAGCCUCUCCAGUGACGACGUCACAGGUCUCAGCCAAUCACAGCUGACCCUGUCGCGAAGCUCCACCCUUCCAUAUGACCACGCACCCCAGAGGGCCCAGCCACAGCGUGGAGGCGGGGUCAGAAGCAAGACCCGCCCUGCUUCUCCUGGGAGUGAGAUGGUGACGCUGGAAGAGUUCCUGCAGGAGAGCAACCUGCAGUCUCCUCCUGUGGUGUCCACAGGAAGCAGAGAGGACCUGGUGACGGACUAUUUUGCUAGAAGCCCCGCCCCCUCAGCUGUUGCCUGCAGCGAUCAGGCGACGCCCACCAACUACGUCACGCCCACCGUGCAGUCGUCCAAUCAGAGGCCGGGACAGAGUGUGAAGCCCUCGCCCCGUCAGCCCGUGGGCCAGUCGCCGGCCUCGGCUCAGAGAAGCAGCCAAUCACUGAGCAGGACCUUCAGCCUGGCCUCGGCCGACCUGCUGCGCUCCAACGGGCCGGACAGCUUCAGAGGGCACGACGUCUCCCCCGGCCAGGCCGACGCCGUGAUGCGCCGUCAAGGAGGUGGGACCACUGGGAGAGAGCGGCCGCUGUCGGCUCGUUUUACCGCUCUGUCCAACCAGCACGCAGAUGGCAGCUUCCUGAACCCGCCCAUCCACCACUCCGCCUCCCUGAACCUGCAGGCGGAGCGCUACGCGGAGCGAGAGCGGGACCGAGGGUGGAGCGCCACCUCCCGAAACGGCCCUCACCGUGGAGAAAUUGCCAUGGUAACCCCAGUGAGAGCGACGCCUGCCGCGCAGCCUGACGACACCCCCGAGUACGCAGAGGUCCCGAGGGAGGGGCGGUUGGGCGACUCCGCCCACACGAAGAAGGAUGGCGAGAGUGGGAGGUGUGGCUCUGUGGAACGCCCAAAGAGUACGCCGGCGUCACCUGACCCCAACAACGACCCGCAGACGGUGUGGUACGAGUACGGCUGCGUCUAAAUACCGGAGCACCACGCCCUGCAUCCAGCCUCAGAGACAGGAAGUGAGACUGAAGCAACGCCGCCCUUUCACUUCCUGUUAGUAAAUAAGUGGACAGGUGAGGCAGUCACAUGAUCAUCUCUCUGCGGUGGAUGCAGGACUGGAUGGAGCCGAGAUUUUGCUGAUGCCAUGACACUACCAGCGCUCCCCACAGGGGGGCGGGGCUUACCGGAGCGGGACGUUUCCUGAAAACAUCUUUUUUGGAAUCUAUAGUGAUGCCAAGCUGACGCUCCGUCUCUAACACACAGAGAAGACGCUGCUCACCUCCACCCUGCAGCCACCAAAACACAACACUACGAGCGGCCCUGUCUAACUGCUGGACUCUGCAGGACCGCCGCCUGAAUGUACGGGACGCCACAUUCCCCGCCUCCAACAUCACGCCAUACACUGGAAAAGACACAGGAAGGGUGGUGGGGGGGAUAAACAGGACAGGCGGAGAGCCUCCUCCCUUUUAAAUUACAGCCCUGCUCCAUCCAUCUUUAGAUUCUAUCCCAGCAUGCAACGCUCUGACACUUUACUGGAAAUGUUGCUCAACCCAAGCCGACACUAGACACACACACACACACACACACAGAUAGAUAUAAUGAUAGAGACACAGGCUUUGUCUUCGGGGGGGUUUCUGUGGCUUCUCUGCCUGCUCAGCUGGGUUUAAUUCAAACACUCACACACACAGACACACACUGAGGUUUGGAGCCUGUGGCUGACAGUAAAAUCAUUUACGUGUUUCCUCUGAGCUGUAAAAGCCACUGUUUGGUGUUUGUGUGAAUUAUAGAUGGAACACACACACACAGAAACUCACACACACCUCAUUCCCGGAUUCACGCUCGUUUGCUUAAUUGGUGAUUGUCUGUUUGUCUCAGAGGUCACGUGAAUGAUUUUAGUGUUUUUCCCUCUGGCUGAGCUCACAGACACUUCGGAGAGGAAGAGGAGGCACAAUGACUGAAGGUGUGUCUCACACACAGCUGAUGAUAUUUAAUGACUGACCUUUGACCUGCUGUUUCAAAGCACUACAUUAACGAUGAUGAUGAUGGUAGAGAUGAAGAUGUAACACUGGAGUUAUGAAAUGAAGACUGAGCUGAUAUGAGUUAAAUUAUUCCUCCUGGAAUUUGUAUGUGUUUGAUGAUUUUUUUUUUUUUUACUUUACUUUGAAAAUACCAAAUGACUUCCUGUGUGUGUGGCGGCGCUGCAGGUCGAUGAUGUCAUGUUACCUGUGCGUUUGCUCUGUUUGUGUUUGCUGUAAAGUCGACCUGUUCUGCUGGUUACUGCUGCACCUAUGAGAGUGGCUGAGCAUAAGUCUCAGCUCAGAAUAAUGCUUCUGUGUCUGAGCUCUGUCUGAAUCAGGCUGCUUUAGCUCCUCCCUCUGCAAGGGAGGAUUCAUACAUACACAUCAUGCUCAUUUCUCAGCAGCCAAUUAAAUCCUCCGGCUUCAUCACGAGCCAAUCAGAUCACAUUAUAAGAAUAUCUGAGAGCGAGCGAGCUGGCUGUUAGAAAACUUUAUUCUGAUUGGCUGCCCCUCAUAAACAGUUUUAAUGCAGGUGGGUGGGGCCUCUGUGACACCUUUGUGACAUCACUUAGAUCACUUGUGCAUGCAGCAGGUGGGCGACGUAAAGAACAGUUCGACUUUACGGUCUCUUACUUCUUCCUGACUUCCUGUGUGCUCGCCGCGAAGCGUCAUCUUUCAUUAGGAGGAGGAAGUGAAAGAGGAAGUGGCGGCGUCAAUGACGUUCCUGCUGUAACUGGAUUUGCUGUAGUUCACUUUAAGACGAUUUCUGCUGCGGUCGCUGCAGACGCGCUCAGAGGCUGAGAGCAGAAACACGUCAAAGCUUUUUGCUAAUAAAGAUUUUUAACCUUU